Molecule: messenger RNA, 3442 nt
Organism: Ctenopharyngodon idella (grass carp)
Lineage: Eukaryota; Metazoa; Chordata; Actinopteri; Cypriniformes; Xenocyprididae
Product: NACHT, LRR and PYD domains-containing protein 3-like
Molecular function (GO): protein binding
Source: RefSeq, a predicted model, not a curated record
GCAUGUGAUAAUUUAUUCAGGGAAACGCACAAAACGUGCACCGCCGUGCGAAUAUAUGGGGGUUGAGCUCGAGCGCGUAACGUGACGCCAUCAUCGCUCGCGUCACAAAUAAAAAGUGAAAGUAAAUGUGCAGAAACACCAUUUAAACAACCAGAAUCGAUUCUACAACAGGAACAUCAGUGUUUUUAUAUGAACCUUUAUAAAAGCUAAGUCUUGAAUUUACGUGUAGAUGCUUGAUAGAAAAUGUGGAGGAGUUUUUUUAAUCGAUGUUGAUCAAGAUCUUCCAUCCAGAGUCAGUGUUGGAGAUCAGAUUCUGUUUCAACUGUUCAGAUUCAUCAUGGAUGACACACAAACAUCCAGAGAUGAAGAUUUUUCUCCAGGAUGCAGUUCAGUUCAUCAGAAGAGAUCAGAACCAGAGCCCAGCUGUGUGUCUAUGAGGAGUGACGGGUCUAUGGGUCAAAUAAUACAUUUUAAGAGUGGAGAUACACAGACUGAUCUCAGUUCAGUUCAUCAGAAGAGAUCAGAACCAGAGUCCAGCUGUGUGUCUAUGAGGAGUGACGAGUCUAUGGGUCAUAAAAUACAUUUUCCGAGUGGAGAUACACAGACUGAUCUGAGCCAUGAAGUCCUCAACAGGUUUAGAUCAUAUCUGAUGAAGAAGUUUGAGUGUCUGUAUGAGGGAACAGCACAGCAGGGAAACCCAACACUCCUGAAUGAGAUCUACACAGAGCUCUACAUCACAGAGAGUGAGAGUGGAGAGAUCAGUAAUGAGCAUGAGGUGAGACAGAUUGAGACACAAUCCAGGAGAGCAGCAACAGAGGACACACCGAUCCAAUGCAAUGACAUCUUUAGACCUUUACCUGGACAAGACAAACCCAUCAGAACUGUGCUGACAAAGGGAGUCUCUGGCAUUGGAAAAACAGUCUCUGUGCAGAAGUUCAUCCUGGACUGGGCUGAAGGGAAAGAGAAUCAGGACGUCCAGCUCAUAUUUCCACUUCCUUUCAGAGAGCUCAAUUUGAUGAAGGACAAAACACUCAGUCUUUCAGAUCUUCUUCAUGUCUUUUUCCCUGAAACAAAAGAAAUGGAAAUAUCCAGUGACGAAUAUAAAGUGUUGUUCAUCUUUGAUGGUAUGGACGAGUGUCGUCUGUCUCUGGAUUUUCAGAGCGAUGUGAGGUUGUGUGAUGUAAGUGAAUCAGUCUCAGUGGACGUGCUGCUGAUGAACCUCAUUGUGGGGAAUCUGCUUCCCUCUGCUCUCAUCUGGAUCACCUCCAGACCAGCAGCAGCUGAUCGUCCCUCUGAGUGUGUCCAUCGAGUGACAGAGGUACGAGGUUUCAAUGAGCCACAGAAGGAGGAAUACUUCAGGAAGAGAAUCAGUGAUCAGAGUCUGGCCAAUACAAUCAUCACACACCUGAAGUCCUCAAGGAGCCUCUACAUCAUGUGCCACAUCCCAGUGUUCUGCUGGAUCUCAGCUGCUGUUCUAGAGAAGAUGUUGAGCGAAGCAGAGAGUGGAGAGAUUCCCAAGACUCUCACUCAAAUGUACACACACUUCCUGAUCCUUCAGACCAACAUCAAACAUGAGAAGGACUAUGAGAAGAACGUGACAGAUGAAGACAUGAUCCUCAAACUGGGGAAAGUGGCUUUUCAGCAGCUUGAGAAAGGCAAUGUGAUCUUCUAUGAGGAAGACCUGAGAGAGUGUGGCAUUGAUGUGACAGAAGCAUCAGUGUACUCAGGAUUGUGCACUCAGAUCUUCAGAGAGGAGUUUGGCUGGUAUCAGGGGAAAGUCUUCUGCUUUGUUCAUCUGAGCGUUCAGGAACAUCUAGCGGCUCUAUAUGUGCACCUCUCCUGUACAAACAACAACAUAAAUGUGUUUGACCAAAUCACCAAACAGAGUUUGCUGUCUAAAGUUAAGGAGAGGUUGAAACAUGUUUCAUUAUCUGAGCUGCAUCAGAGAGCUGUGAAUGAGGCUCUACAGAGUAAAAAUGGACAUCUGGAUCUUUUCCUGCGAUUUCUUCUGGGUCUGUCAGUGGAGUCUCAUCAGAUUCUCCUAAAAGGACUAAUGAAACAGAGAAGAAGCAGAUCUGACAGCAGUGAGAAAACAGUUGAGUACAUCAAGAAGAAGAUCAGCACCAUUGACUCUCCAGAGAAAUCCAUCAAUCUGUUCCACUGUCUGAAUGAACUGGGUGAUCAUUCACUAGUGGAGGAAAUACAACAUUAUCUGACAUCUGGAAGAAUAAAGGAAGCCAAACUCUCUUCAUCUCAGUGGUCAGCUGUAGUUUUUGUGUUGUUGACAUCAGAGAAGAAGCUGGACGAGUUUGAUCUCACAAAGUUUAUUCUAGGAAACAAUGAAGCUGAAGAUAUGAAAGUUUUUCAGAAGCUGCUGCCCGUGAUUAAAGAAUCCAGAUCAGUUCAGUUGAGUGAUUGUGGAGUCACAGAUGAAGGUUGUGCUGCUCUGACUUUAGCUCUGAGAUCAAACCCCUCACACCUGAGAGAUCUGAAUCUGUCUGGGAAUGAAAUAGGAAAAUCAGUGAAUCUGCUGUCUGAUGUACUACAGGAUCCUCACUGUAAACUGGAGAAACUGUGGUUGAGUUAUUGUGGAAUCACAGAUGAAGGUUGUGCUGCUCUGACUUUAGCUCUGAGAUCAAACCCCUCACACCUGAGAGAACUGGAUCUGUCAUGGAAUGAAAUAGGAAAUUCAGUGAAUCUGCUGUCUGAUGUACUACAGGAUCCUCACUGUAAACUGGAGAAACUGUGGUUGAGAGAUUGUGAUAUCACAGAUGAAGGUUGUGCUGCUCUGACUUCAGCUCUGAGAUCAAACCCCUCACACCUGAGAGAACUGGAUCUGUCUGAGAAUAUAAUAGGAGAAUCAGUGAAUCUGCUGUCUGAUGUACUACAGGAUCCUCACUGUAAACUGGAGAAACUGUGGUUGAAGGAUUGUGGAGUCACAGAUGAAGGUUGUGCUGCUCUGACUUCAGCUCUGAUAUCAAAUCCCUCACACCUGAGAGAACUGGAUCUGUCAUGGAAUGAAAUAGGAAAUUCAGUGAAUCUGCUGUCUGAUGUACUACAGGAUCCUCACUGUAAACUGGAGAAACUGUGGUUGAGUUAUUGUGAUAUCACAGAUGAAGGUUGUGCUGCUCUGACUUCAGCUCUGAGAUCAAACCCCUCACACCUGAGAGAACUGGAUCUGUCUGAGAAUAUAAUAGGAGAAUCAGUGAAUCUGCUGUCUGAUGUACUACAGGAUCCUCACUGUAAACUGGAGAAACUGUGGUUGAAGGAUUGUGGAGUCACAGAUGAAGGUUGUGCUGCUCUGACUUCAGCUCUGAUAUCAAAUCCCUCACACCUGAGAGAACUGAAUCUGUCUGGAAAUAAAAUAGGAGAUUCAGCAUGUGAACUGCUCACUGAUCUAAAGAAUUCUCCACAUUGUAAACUAAAGACACUGUGGUUAUGA